This is a messenger RNA of Penicillium olsonii, 2427 nucleotides long. The record is from the annotation of a GenBank genome assembly. Lineage: Eukaryota; Fungi; Ascomycota; Eurotiomycetes; Eurotiales; Aspergillaceae.
AUGUCUGGCACAUCAUUGAUUGACUCAGUCAUUGACGAUGACGAUGAGUUCUGCCCCCUUUGCAUCGAAGAGUUCGACCUUUCCGAUAAGAACUUCAAACCGUGCCCAUGUGGGUAUCAGAUAUGUCAAUUCUGCUACAACAACAUCAAAACCCAGAACGAAGAGGGUAGAUGUCCUAACUGUCGACGCGGAUACGAUGAAAGUACCAUCCAGUACAAGAUUCCCGACGCCGAAGAGUUCAAGGCAGAUUUGGCAUUGAAGCACCGUAAGGCAGCUGCAGCGAAGAAGAAGGAAGCAGAGCGACGGGAAAUCGAAGCUUCCAGUCGGAAGAAUCUGGCCGGCGUGCGUGUUGUCCAGAAAAACCUGGUCUACGUCAUCGGCUUGAACCCUACAAUCCGCGAUGAAAAUCAGCUCCUCCAAACACUCCGAGGAAGGGAAUACUUUGGUCAAUACGGCGAGAUCGAAAAGAUCGUGGUCAGCAAGGCGAAGCCCGGCGGCAACCCGAACCAAGGAAUUGGAGUCUAUGUGACUUUCUCCCGCAAAUCCGACGCUGCGACGUGUAUUGGAGCUGUGGACGGUUCUGGUAAUGGCGAUCGAGUCUUGCGAGCGCAAUACGGAACCACCAAAUAUUGCUCAUCCUUCCUCCGCAACGAGCAGUGCAAUAAUCGGAAUUGCACGUUCCUCCACGAGACCGGGGAAGAUAGUGACAGCUACAGCCGCCAGGAUCUAUCUUCCAUGAACACCAUAUCCACGCCCCGCCAAAGCCUUCCUCCCACCCCCUCCCACGUGCGGACCGUGCAGCCGAUCUCUCACCCUAUGCGCCGGCAACCGAGCAAAGACGAGUCGAUCAGCAGUCGUUCCGGAGUACCAGAUGGCCCGGCUCUUCCAUCAUCUGCUAGCUGGGCCAACAAGGAUGCUGCAAUCCAGAGGACCAGAAGGGCUAGUCUCACUGGGAGUCAAGCGUCCAACAGCCCUCGUCCUGCCAGCGUGAAUGUCUCCACCCCGGCCGAGGAACCAAAGCGUGUGGAAAGACCCUCGCCGACUCCCCAAGAGGCUCAACAGUCUCCAGCGGAACCUGAGAUCCAAUCGCCUGCGCCGCCACGACCUCGUCGCACAACACAACGCCCGAAGCAACCCACGCCAUUUGACGAUCUCCUGAAAGAGAUCACUUCCCCCGAUUUCCGGUUCUCGUUCAGUACGGCCGAGCUAACCCCCGAAGAGGUCAAACUCAUCAGCAACUACCCUUCUUUCAUCGAUCCAUAUGGCGGUGUUAAGCGGCGAGCCAUGCGCGAGAAGGUCGAGCAAGAGCGCUUCAGCCGGGAGCACGAGUUGUUAAGAAACGUUGCCGCCGAAGAGGAUAGCCGGGAAGCUGGCAGCCUUCAACUGGGCGGCGAGCCUGAAGAUGGCAAUCUUCCCCGUGGCCGACAGUCUCGUGAGUCUCACGGUGCUAUCCAGCCACCUUCGCAGCAAGAUACUGCCGAGAACUCGACCGUUGGAUCUCCCGUUUCUACAGCAAGCCAUCAGUUCCAGGGAUUGAAUCUCGCUGGCAGAAGCUUGACUCCCUUGCAGCAGCAACAACUGAUGCUACUCAAAUCCGCCGGAAACCAGCAAGCUGGAUUGGCUGAUCCUCUAAGCUCAGCCGCUUUGGAUCAAGCAGCACAAGUCCGCCAAGGACUUCUUCACAACCAGAUGGCCCAGAUCAACGCUCUUCAGGCCGCUCAAAAUCGACAGUCCUCCCGAUUUUCAUUCAAUGAAGGUGGAUCCAAGAACAUGCCCAACGCCCGCAUGUUGAGUCAGAUGCAAUCUGCUUCUCCCAAUCCUCUUUCCGCGCCCAGCCCCCAGCACAGUCUCGCCAGCGGUUACUAUGCCAGUGGUGUCCAGGGUCCCCCGCCCGGCUUGAAGACAGCUGGCACCCCUCCCAUAAGUGGCGGUGGAAUGUUUGCUCAGGGUCAUGGCUUCACCGCUGGAAUCAGCGGCAGUGGCGGAAAGCAAGAUGCGACACCGGAAUUGAUGCGCGAGCUCCUACGGGGACGAACCGGCACAAAUGUUGGCAAUGGCAAUGGUGGUCUGCAGGGCCAGGAGGCGGCUAAGCGUGAGUUCAUGUUCCCUUUUCUCCAACAGCACAAUACCCCACCCCCCAUGACUCCCACCAACGGCCUUCUCAACUCUUUCUAUGGCUCCCAGACAGGUAUCUUGCCUGACUCUGGCGGUCAACAGAAACAGAAGAAGAAGGGAAGGAAGCAGAGACACGCUAACACUUCCUCCGGUGGAGGUGGUGUAGUAGAUCUUGCGGACCCGAGCAUUUUGCAAGCGAGAAUGCACCAGGUCGGUGCCAAUGCUAGUGCUGGGCAAUCGUUGUACGGGAGUCAGGGCCAAGGUGGGUACAAUCCCUCAAUGGUUUACGGUGGAGGCAUGAGAGGCUGGUGA